Funneliformis geosporum is the source of this 178-nucleotide messenger RNA. NCBI's taxonomy places the organism in Eukaryota, Fungi, Glomeromycota, Glomeromycetes, Glomerales, Glomeraceae. The record is from the annotation of a GenBank genome assembly.
GUCAAAACUUUUGGACCCUAACAAAUAUCUUGAAAACGAUGAUAUGGAAAAGGACUUAAAAGAUCCCUUUGCAGUUGCCAGUAAUAUCAAAUUUACACCUAAAGAAAAGAACAACAGGAAAAUUAUUCUUGCUAUUAAUAAUGUUUUUGCUCAAAAUAACAAUUUUAGAGAAGUUUAG